Vanessa tameamea is the source of this 1507-nucleotide messenger RNA. RefSeq lists its product as uncharacterized. Lineage: Eukaryota; Metazoa; Arthropoda; Insecta; Lepidoptera; Nymphalidae. Gene Ontology annotation, biological process: proteolysis. Bases 290 to 1300 code for a protein of 336 amino acids. Gene Ontology annotation, molecular function: serine-type endopeptidase activity. The transcript has 10 exons. The record is from RefSeq and is a predicted model, not a curated record.
GCGGAAACAUUCGUUCGAUGAUAAAAAAUUAUUUAAACAAUAAUUUGCUAAUUCUUUGUUCAUAUUGUUAGAUUGUUAUCUGUGUUUUGGUGUGUGUGCGUGUUUAACAAUGUGUACGUAAUUUGAAUAAAUCAACGUUGUGUUCCCUUGUUGACCGAUGAUUUCUGUUUUAAUUGGAUCUGUGUAAUUGGCUCUGAUGCAAAUUCACGAUGACUUAAUUUUAGUUUAUCUGAAACGGUUCCACUGAACGCGCGUGUUUCGAGUUAAGUCCGCCUCCCAGACAUUUAAGAUGGGACUGCUACGAAUAAUAGUGGUAUGUACUAUAUUUCUGGCUGCCACGGCUUACCGCCUGAUUCGUGAAGUUGAUGAUGACAAUAAUGACGAUAACUUGUCUUUAGAUCAAAGAUUCGUAGCCGAAAACACAUGUAUAGCAAAGAAUGGUGAGGACGGACUUUGUGUUCACGAGAGCUUCUGUAACGAGGAACACACGAUCAUGCCUGGAGGUGUUAUACACAAAAGCGAAUUUAGAGAACUGGCUAAACCGUGUCCAGGACAGUUCAUUUGGUGUUGCACGAAGGCUCUCGUCAUAGAACCACCAGUUAUAAGCAAUAAGAAUACUGAAAGCUGUCUGGCGCCACAAUCGGACGUUAUUCCUUGGGCAGUAUCACUAUAUAAGGUAGCUGAUGUGAAACAGACAGCACAGAGUGUCUUCUGCUUGGGCUCCCUCAUCGGAACCAGAAUUAUUUUAACCGCGGCAACCUGCUUAAAAUCUGCCCAGCAGCAUAUGCUGUACGCAAGAAUACCAGGAUCACCGGAGCCAGCCCGCAAUUAUACGGUUCGCCAUCGGAAAUUUCAUCCCGAAUAUAAUUCUGGUUCACACGUAUUUGAUUUUGGCCUAUUAGUGCUUGAAGAGGAAGUUAAAUGGGGAUCGAAAAAGGGACAAGGUGCUUGUUUGGAUUUCCAAAAGCCAGCAGGCGACUGUAUGACCCUCGGCUUCGACAGCAAUGACGAAAUUACUUCGACACUACUCAAAGUAACAUCAGGAUCUUGUAGCAAUUUUGGCGGUAAAACGACAUCAGAAAUAGCUUGUGGUACUAACGCAGAUGAUCAAUGUAUCGCCACCCCAGGGGGUCCCGUUCUCUGUGAAUCAAAAAAAGGUAAUGCGGUAGUUGUUGGGGUCAUUCGUUCUGAAUGUAAUAAAGAUCAAAUUCAGAUUGGAAAUAUCGCUGAAUCCUCGAAAUGGCUCUUAAACGAAAUGAAAGCGAUGAAAGUCCCAAAAGAUGUGUUCAUACAAAAAUAGGCUACGUUCCACCUACUCUGUCAGCGUCAAACUUCACUAAAAUCCCGAAAUUUGUAUAAAUUAUAAAAUUAAAUUGAUUGUCUUCAUCAAAUUGUAAUACUUUCGGUUCAGUUCGUAAUGAGUUAACAGACAGAUGGAGUUUCUUUGCAUUUAUAGUCUUAGUCAGAUAUUAAUAGUAAUAAAAUGUAAAAUUACAAUAACUAUAAA